Messenger RNA from Chaetura pelagica (chimney swift), 6375 nucleotides. It is a transcript of the gene MYO5A, whose product is annotated as myosin VA (heavy chain 12, myoxin). Gene Ontology annotation, biological process: actin filament organization; vesicle transport along actin filament. Gene Ontology annotation, molecular function: ATP binding; microfilament motor activity; actin filament binding. NCBI's taxonomy places the organism in Eukaryota, Metazoa, Chordata, Aves, Apodiformes, Apodidae. The record is from RefSeq and is a predicted model, not a curated record. The transcript has 42 exons. The coding region runs from base 1 to 5544 and encodes 1847 amino acids. Gene Ontology annotation, cellular component: actin cytoskeleton; vesicle; myosin complex.
AUGAUUUAUUACCUGGAUAGCAAAGCUAAGUUUGUUAGAGCCAACUCCUUACUGAAGCAUGAAGUGCAGGUGACACUACUGUAUGCCAGGGUUUGGAUCCCUGAUCCAGAGGAGGUCUGGAAGUCAGCAGAACUACUCAAAGAUUAUAAACCUGGAGAUAAAGUCCUCCAACUUCGACUUGAAGAGGGCAAGGACCUAGAGUAUUGCCUGGAUGCAAAGACCAAGGAGCUGCCUCCCUUGCGCAACCCUGACAUCCUUGUGGGUGAAAAUGACCUCACAGCUCUCAGUUACCUCCACGAACCUGCUGUUCUACACAACCUCAAAGUUCGAUUCAUAGACUCGAAACUAAUCUAUACCUAUUGUGGUAUUGUCUUAGUGGCCAUAAACCCUUAUGAACAGCUGCCCAUCUAUGGCGAAGACAUCAUCAACGCCUACAGUGGCCAGAACAUGGGGGAUAUGGAUCCACAUAUCUUUGCAGUGGCUGAGGAAGCAUAUAAGCAGAUGGCUAGAGAUGAACGAAAUCAGUCCAUCAUUGUCAGUGGGGAAUCAGGAGCUGGAAAGACCGUGUCAGCUAAGUAUGCCAUGAGGUACUUUGCCACAGUUAGUGGAUCUGCCAGUGAAGCCAAUGUUGAGGAGAAAGUCUUGGCCUCCAACCCCAUCAUGGAGUCUAUUGGAAAUGCCAAAACUACAAGGAAUGACAACAGCAGUCGCUUCGGAAAAUACAUUGAAAUUGGUUUUGAUAAGAGGUAUCGAAUCAUUGGUGCAAACAUGAGAACUUACCUCUUGGAAAAAUCAAGAGUGGUGUUUCAGGCAGAAGAGGAGAGAAAUUACCACAUCUUUUACCAACUUUGUGCCUCUGCAGCAUUACCUGAGUUUAAAACUCUACGGUUAGGGGAUGCAAAUUACUUUCACUACACGAAGCAAGGUGGAAGCCCUGUGAUUGAUGGUGUUGAUGAUGCCAAGGAAAUGGUAAACACCAGGCAGGCCUGCACUUUGCUAGGGAUUAGUGACUCCUACCAGAUGGGAAUUUUUCGGAUCCUUGCUGGCAUCCUUCACUUGGGCAACGUGGAGUUUGCGUCUCGGGAUUCUGACAGCUGCGUCAUUCCUCCCAAGCAUGAACCCCUCACCAUCUUCUGCGACCUUAUGGGUGUGGAGUAUGAGGAGAUGGCCCACUGGCUGUGCCACAGGAAGCUUGCAACUGCCACCGAAACCUACAUCAAGCCAAUUUCUAAACUUCAUGCCAUCAAUGCCAGAGAUGCACUUGCCAAACAUAUCUAUGCUAAUCUCUUUAACUGGAUUGUAGAUCAUGUGAACAAAGCCCUUCACGCCACGGUGAAACAGCAUUCCUUCAUUGGAGUGCUGGACAUUUAUGGAUUUGAGACAUUUGAAAUCAACAGCUUUGAACAGUUCUGUAUCAACUAUGCCAAUGAAAAGCUGCAGCAGCAGUUCAAUAUGCAUGUCUUUAAGCUGGAACAAGAAGAAUAUAUGAAGGAACAAAUACCAUGGACUUUGAUUGACUUCUACGACAAUCAGCCUUGCAUCAACCUCAUAGAGGCCAAAAUGGGAGUUCUGGAUCUGUUGGAUGAGGAGUGCAAGAUGCCAAAAGGCUCAGAUGACACUUGGGCCCAAAAGCUGUACAAUACUCAUUUGAAUAAAUGUGCCCUCUUUGAAAAACCACGUCUAUCAAACAAGGCUUUUAUCAUCAAGCACUUUGCUGACAAGGUAGAAUACCAAUGUGAAGGUUUUUUGGAAAAGAAUAAAGACACAGUUUAUGAAGAACAAAUUAAGGUCCUGAAAUCAAGUAAGAAGUUUAAGCUGCUACCAGAGUUAUUCCAGGAUGAGGAGAAGGUCCUCAGUCCCACAUCAGCAACCCCUUCAGGACGUGUGCCUUUGUCCCGAAUGGCUGUAAAGCCAGCCAAGGCCAGGCCAGGGCAAGCCAGCAAGGAGCAUAAGAAAACUGUGGGACAUCAGUUCCGAAACUCCCUCCACCUGCUGAUGGAAACCCUGAACGCCACCACCCCACACUACGUGCGCUGCAUUAAGCCCAACGACUUCAAGUUCCCCUUCACAUUCGAUGAGAAGCGGGCAGUGCAGCAGCUGAGAGCUUGUGGUGUCUUGGAGACCAUCCGAAUCAGUGCAGCUGGCUUCCCCUCCAGGUGGACAUACCAGGAGUUCUUCAGCCGUUACCGUGUUCUGAUGAAGCAGAAAGAUGUCCUUAGUGACCGAAAGCAGACGUGUAAAAAUGUCCUGGAGAAGCUGAUUCUGGACAAGGAUAAGUACCAGUUUGGUAAGACAAAAAUAUUUUUCCGGGCUGGUCAAGUAGCCUAUCUGGAAAAAAUAAGGGCAGAUAAGUUGCGAGCUGCCUGCAUCCGCAUCCAGAAGACGAUCCGGGGGUGGCUGGCGCGGCAGAAGUUCGUGCGCAUGAGGAGAGCGGCCGUCACCAUCCAGAGACAUGUCAGGGGGCACCAGGCACGAUGCUAUGCCAAGUUCCUGCGGAGAACACGGGCUGCCAUCACAAUUCAGAAGUUCCAGCGCAUGUAUGUGGUCCGCAAGAGGUACCAGUGCAUGCGAGCUGCAACUGUGGCUCUUCAGGCUCUCUUAAGAGGUUACAUGGCCAGGAACAAGUACCAAAUGAUGCUUCGGGAGCACAAGUCUAUCGUUAUCCAGAAGCAUGUGAGGGGCUGGCUUGCUCGGCUGCACUACCACAGGGUCUUGAAGGCCAUUGUUUACUUGCAAUGCUGCUACCGGCGCAUGAUGGCCAAGAGGGAGCUGAAGAAGCUGAAGAUAGAGGCCCGUUCUGUAGAACGCUACAAGAAGCUUCACAUUGGCUUGGAGAACAAGAUCAUGCAGCUGCAGCGAAAAAUUGAUGAGCAGAACAAAGAGUACAAAUCUCUGCUGGAGAAGCUGAGCAACCUGGAGAUCACAUACACUACGGAGACAGAGAAGCUGCGGAGCGACGUGGAAAGGCUUCGGAUGAGUGAGGAGGAGGCGAAGAACGCGACCAACCGUGUCCUCAGCCUUCAGGAGGAGAUUGCCAAGCUCCAGAAGGAGCUGCAGCAAACUCAGUCUGAGAAGAAGACCAUUGAGGAACGGGCAGACAAAUACAAACAUGAAACUGAGCAGCUGGUGUCAGAGCUGAAGGAGCAGAACACAUCCCUGAAAGCAGAGAAGGAGGAGCUGAACCGCCGCAUCCACGACCAGGAGAGGGAAAUAACAGAGACAAUGGAGAAGAAGUUCCUGGAGGAAACAAAACAACUGGAGCUAGAUCUGAAUGAUGAACGGUUACGAUACCAGAACCUGCUGAAUGAGUUCAGCCGUUUGGAGGAGCGCUAUGAUGACCUCAAGGAUGAAAUGAACCUAAUGGUGACCAUCCCCAAGCCUGGACACAAAAGAACAGAUUCAACUCACAGCAGCAAUGAGUCUGAAUAUACUUUUAGCUCUGAGAUCACAGAAGCAGAAGACUUACCAUUGAGAAUGGAGGAACCUACUGAGAAAAAGGCACCAUUGGAUAUGUCUCUGUUCCUCAAGCUGCAGAAACGGGUUACGGAGCUGGAGCAAGAAAAACAAUCCCUGCAGGAUGAACUGGACAGAAAAGAAGAACAAGCUCUCCGUGCUAAAGCUAAGGAAGAAAAAAGGCCUCCAAUAAGAGGUGCAGAGUUGGAGUAUGAGUCACUCAAGCGUCAAGAACUUGAGUCUGAGAAUAAAAAACUGAAGAAUGAGUUGAAUGAGCUGCAGAAAGCCCUCACAGAAACACGAUCUCCAGAGGUAACUGCUCCUGGUGCCCCUGCAUAUAGAGUCCUCCUGGAUCAGCUGACAUCAGUAAGUGAAGAGCUGGAGGUACGCAAGGAAGAAGUUCUCAUCCUGAGGUCUCAGCUUGUUAGCCAGAAAGAGGCUAUUCAACCCAAGGAGGAUAAGAACACCAUGACAGAUUCUACAAUCCUCUUGGAGGAUGUACAAAAGAUGAAAGACAAAGGAGAAAUAGCACAGGCAUAUAUUGGACUGAAGGAAACAAACAGGCUGCUGGAGUCUCAGCUUCAGUCACAGAAGAAGAGCCACGAGAAUGAGCUGGAAUCACUGCGAGGUGAGAUCCAGAGUCUGAAGGAAGAGAACAAUCGCCAGCAGCAGCUCCUGGCACAGAACCUGCAGCUCCCUCCAGAGGCCCGCAUUGAAGCCAGUCUCCAACAUGAGAUCACCCGCCUGACCAAUGAGAACUUGGAUUUAAUGGAGCAGCUGGAAAAGCAAGACAAAACUAUUCGCAAGUUGAAGAAACAGUUGAAAGUAUUUGCUAAGAAGAUCGGUGAACUUGAAGUGGGCCAGAUGGAGAACAUAUCACCUGGACAAAUCAUUGAUGAACCUAUUCGUCCAGUUAACAUUCCACGGAAAGAAAAGGACUUCCAAGGCAUGUUAGAAUAUAAGAAGGAGGAUGAACAAAAACUUGUCAAGAAUCUUAUUUUAGAGCUGAAGCCACGUGGGGUAGCUGUCAACCUGAUUCCAGGACUACCAGCAUACAUUUUGUUCAUGUGUGUUCGCCACGCCGACUACCUGAACGACGACCAGAAAGUGCGGUCGUUGUUGACUUCCACUAUCAAUGGCAUCAAAAAAGUGUUGAAGAAAAGAGGUGAUGACUUUGAAACGGUGUCCUUCUGGCUGUCAAACACCUGCCGAUUUUUGCACUGCUUGAAGCAAUAUAGUGGAGAAGAGGUGUUUAUGAAGCAUAAUACACCUCGUCAGAAUGAACACUGCCUCACUAAUUUUGAUUUAGCUGAAUACAGACAAGUACUGAGUGACUUGGCUAUUCAGAUCUACCAACAACUUGUCCGAGUCUUGGAAAAUGUUCUGCAACCAAUGAUUGUUUCAGGAAUGCUGGAGCAUGAGACUAUCCAAGGUGUCUCGGGGGUGAAACCGACAGGGCUGCGGAAGAGAACAUCCAGCAUUGCUGAUGAGGGCACCUACACGUUGGACUCCAUUAUUCGGCAGCUGAACUCCUUCCAUUCAGUGAUGUGUCAGCAUGGAAUGGAUCCAGAGCUGAUCAAACAGGUUGUCAAGCAGAUGUUCUACGUCAUUGGGGCCGUAACACUUAAUAAUCUUCUCCUGCGCAAGGACAUGUGCUCGUGGAGCAAGGGAAUGCAGAUAAGAUACAAUGUGAGUCAACUGGAGGAAUGGCUACGUGAUAAAAAUUUGAUGAAUAGUGGGGCUAAAGAAACACUGGAACCCCUUAUCCAGGCUGCACAGUUGUUGCAAGUAAAAAAGAAAACAGAUGAAGAUGCAGAAGCCAUUUGUUCAAUGUGCAAUGCACUGACUACUGCCCAGAUUGUAAAAGUUCUGAAUUUGUAUACUCCAAUUAAUGAGUUUGAAGAGAGAGUCUUGGUAUCAUUUAUACGUACAAUACAGAUGCGUCUGCGAGACCGGAAGGACUCUCCUCAGUUGCUCAUGGAUGCUAAACACACUUUUCCUGUUACUUUUCCAUUUAAUCCCUCCUCCCUGGCAUUAGAAACCAUUCAGAUCCCAGCCAGCUUGGGCCUGGGCUUCAUAUCACGUGUCUGAUCCCAAGAACGUACCAUCAGUGUUAUAUGGAGAAUCAGUUGCCUGACACCUUUACCUGUUAACGCGUAGUGAGCCCCUGAAAAUACAUGUUCUGAACAACCAGUCUGUAUGUGCCCAGAUCUGUAGUAAAAGUAGCUGGAAAACUACCCAACAGCACCACAGAUUGAAGGCUGAUAGAAAGACGUGCGUUUGUGUUCGGUCGUUGCGUUUCUGAAGACAUCACUGAUUCAUACAUUUCCAGAAUAUGGAAAUUGGGCUUGGACAGAUACUGUGUCUUCAGCUCUCUAGAGACAUUUUUAGAUCUUUAGUAAACGUAUUUAAAUAGUGUAAAUGAAACUCCAUAUGUAAUCUUCUCAUAGGCAGGGACCAACAGGGACAGUCACAGUCCUGAACAUGGAAGACUUGAAAGUAGAGUGUUUUGCAGUAGAACACAGGGUCACUUGGGAGCCUGUUACAUUGAAUUUGUAAAAACUGGAAUGGAGAAACACAAAUUGGCAAUAUAUGAAAAGAUUUCUUAAACCACUUCCUUAUUUAUGUCAGUUUGGCAUAAAUUGUAGUGAUAACUCUUACAGCGCACUCUAUGCUAUAACUUAGGUGAUCAUUUGUUAGUACUGUGGUUUACCAAGCAUACUAACUUGCUGCUGCCUAUUGUGUUCUUUUAAAUGUAUCAUAGUAUCAUACUAGGCACUAAAAAUAAAAUAUUUUGGUUUUUUGUUGUCAACCUUAUUUACAGUCCAAUGCACUCUGUCAUUUUAGCUGGGUUUUUGCAAGUGGUAUCUAACACCUGUAGAGGAAAAUGGUAACUAAGCACAAGUAGCACACUGGAAAUUA